AUGGAUGAAGAAAGUAGGAAAAUGAAAGACCUUGACUCAGUUAGAACUGGUCAAGGAGCAAGCAUUGUUGGCGCUAAUAACCCUAUUGAAGAGACUCAUGAAGAGGACAAAGAGCAUACCCAAACUACACAGGAGGGUCGUCUUCAAGAGGUGGACGAGGACCUUCUUGAAAUCAAAGCUAGUUUUGAGAAAAAUCGAGGAGCAGUGGAAGCUUUAUUCAAAGAAGGCAAAAAGCUCUACAUUGAAGACCUCAUUGUUUUUAAAGAUAGAGCUGAUGAUGUCGUUGGCUAUGAGCUAGAUGAAUUCAUCUCCUUUUUGUCUUCCAAAUACAGUUUAAAGAAAACUAAAUUCAGCCUUAAUUGGGAGAGCAUCAUGGGAGCUCUCAACGAAUGGGUUAUAUUCCAGACAGAAGAUAGAAAAAGAGAAAAAGUUGAAGAUUGGAUGGACAACAUAGAAAAUGACGAUUACCCUGAACUUCCCGAUGAAGAUGAACUCGAUACUGAAAAGUACAGACAAAGAGAAAAGAGUCGAGACUUGUUAACAAUGAAACUUCAAAACUACACAGACCAAAUUCAUGAUAUAUUCAAAGCGAAUGCUGACCAAGAGAACAGCGAUGAAGAGUCAGAUGAAGAGAAUGCCAAAGACCUCCCUGUCCAAGUCAGAGUCUCCAAGUUAACUAAAGUCAUUAAAGAUAUGGGACUUCUCUGUGGUAUUGUUUUCACCACAUGGGAAGAUUACAUCUCUGGAAAAAUUGACGAGAAAAAGACCAAGAAAGAGAUUGUUGAUAAGAUCAAAAGAGCAAUGUGGAAAGAUACUCACCUAAGUAUCUGUAUUCAAGUCUUAGAAGAAAAAGGCAAAAAGGCAGGAGACAGCAUUCUCAAGAAGCCUAGUUCAGGAGAAAGUCCUAACCAAAAUCCUUCUGAAAGCCAAGAUGUUAAAGCAGAAGAACACAAAAAUGACACAGAUGCAAAACCUGUCCAAGAAAUAGUCAACGAGGAAGCUUCAAAAGAAGAAGAGACUAAUAAAGAGGAUAAUGACCAAACCGAAAAACAAGAUAAUACUGAAAAACCUGAGAAAACUGAGAAAGAAGGCUCUAGCUCUUCGCAUUCAGAUAGGCCAGAAACUUCUAAAUCUGCCACUGCAAAAUCAACUACCACUAAGAAGACUAAGACUGUUGUGGAAGAAGAGAAGACUGAAUUAAGAACCCAGAAUGAAGACUUUGACCAAGAAGAAUUCUCAGGCCGGAAAGUCCUUUUUGAAGAAGAGUCUUACCAAGCUGAAAAUAGGUACAACUACAUUGAAAUAGGAACCUUUAUGAAUCUCUUAAGACAAUUCUUCGAAGAAGACGAAGAGAUGGUCAUCCUUGACCAUCUCCACGAAUAUGACGAUGAGAUCGCAGAAGCCUUCAGAGCAGCCACAGAGAUUGGCUAUGACCCAUUCCUUGAGAAACUCAAGAAAACCUUGAGCCAAUAUGAAUCUGCUCUCAUCAAAGGGGACUUCAAGGAUGAAAAUGAGAGAGAAGCUACUGAGGGGUUAGUCCAAGAUAUUAGAAACCAGAUUGCCAAGAUCUCUCAGUCUCGGAUUCAGUCCAAUACUUCUGAUAGAGAUAGUAAGAAGAAGCCAUUAACUCUUGAAGAGCUCAGAAAGAGGGGCCUCAAAGAAUUAUUUACAUUUUAUUCCAAACAGCAUCUCCCUGAAGGACUAGAAUUCGGAGAUAUCCUCAAUAAAUUGGAGGUGAUCGACCUAGGAGAAUUCUGUAUUUUUGCUAGAGACUUUGACCUGAAAAUCCCUAAGAAAAAGAUGAUAGAAAUCUUCAAGAAGACUAGUAACCUUAGACAUCAACCACUAAAUUUCAAGCAAUUUGUCGAAGUACUUGACAAGAUUGGAGUAGCAAUGAACGAUCAACGUAUUAAGGACAUCAAAAAAAGGCUCAUGAAUAUCGAGAAAAUCGAAAAUGAGCAAAACUCUAAACCGGCUGAGACAAGCAAAGAGAAAUCUGGCAAAAAUUCUGAUAGUGAGGAUGAUGCAUCUGAUGAAGAAAAGAAAACAGUCAAACAAACGGAAGAAAGUAAAGAAACCAACAAGGAAGAGACAAGUGGGAAAGCCUCUGAGAAGGACGAAGGCACGGAAAAACCUGAUGGAAAAACUGAUAAAUAAAGAUAGUGAUCAAGACUCUGAUGAGGAUAGUGAUACAGAGAGUAAGUCAAAAAUUACCAAGACUAAUCCUGUAACUGACUCUAAGUCACUCAACACUCAAAGCAAAAAUGUGGAGUUUGCUGCGAAAGAUGGUGAAACUAGUGCCAAGGAGGAUAGAUCGGACUCGGAAUCUGACUCUGAAGAGGAGACUAACCCCCUCAAAAUUGAGAAGAAAAAGCUUCAAAAAGAACUAGAAAAAUAUGAAAAUUAUGGGCAUAAAGAAGCUCAUGAUGAGAUUAUGAAUUAUCUUGAAAUCCACAACCCUGAAAAAUACAGGUUGAAAGCAAAAGGUGUCCUCGUAGUCCCUUUCUUCAUGAAAGGGAAAUAUGGAAAACCCACAAAAUCCCUCAGCCAGCAAGGAUACUCCCAUACCUCUACAGAUGGCAUGUCUGAAAGAAAAGCUCUUGAUCCAAAGCUAAUCAAGAAAAAGAGGAUUAUCAAUAAAGAGAAGAUCGAACGCAUUAAGCAAUAUAAGCUCAAAUCUCGAAACAAUAUGGGUAGCGAAGGAGGUAUUUUGAAUACUCUCUCACCAACAUCGAUGGGUAAGAAGUUGAACCCUAAUGCAAAUCUACUCAAGCAGAGCAAGACUAAAGUGUCUAUUUUACCCAAGGCGAAGCAAUCCCAAAAAGUGACUCUGGAAUCUCUCCAAAAUAUGAAUCUAAAAGAGUUCAAUAAUAAGCGAAAUGAUGAUUUUAAACCAAGAGAUGUCCUCACAGAUGACGAUGCUGGUGAUGAUGAGUCUGUAUUUAACUAUUUCUUCCCUGAAAAUAAGAAGCCUAAAGGAAAAGGCAAGAAGACUACUACCAACAAAUUUGCUGUCAAGAAAGCCAUCAUUAAAGAACCUAUUGAUCAGAUCGAUGAAGAAGACGUUAAUGCAAAUUAUUACACCGAGCAAGAAAAGCCUCUAAGCAAGAAAGCCAAGUCUAAGCUUGGAAAUAUCACUGAAAGAGGACUCCACAAUUCCAAAAACAACGAAACAAGAAGAAGUCUCAAAAAGAGUGCUUUAACCGCCAGAGGUUCUAAGAAAUCAACAGGAAAGCCUAAAUCCAGCAACAAGACCAAACCUCCCAUGCGAGGAAAGUCAAAGUCCAAGUCAAAAUCAAAACCCAAAUACGGUAUUCCUUCCAGAAAAUCAUCCCAAAAGACCAAGAUCCUCUCUCGGGCAGCCCAGUACGACAAACAGAACAAACUUAAUGAAAAAGCUACCCUGAAUAAGAUGCUGAAAUUACAUGACGCUCAAAUGCAGAAGGGAUAUAAUGUGUUAAAGAAGAAGAAAAUUUAGGGAGGAGUAAUUGUGAGUGGG
Moneuplotes crassus is the source of this 3499-nucleotide messenger RNA. The record is from the annotation of a GenBank genome assembly. Lineage: Eukaryota; Ciliophora; Spirotrichea; Euplotida; Euplotidae.